AUGAAAGAUUUCAACUCGAGCAAGUAUCCGAUAGAAACAAUGUUACAGCUUAGAAAGGAUGUGGAAGGAAGCUUAGUGGAUUCGAAGGAGUAUAGGCGUAUCAUCGAGUGUCUUAAGUACUUGACGCACACUCGACCUGAUAUCUCUUAUGCAAUUGGAAUAAUGAGUCGAUACAUGGAUCAACCUACCACUUUACACCGACAAAUAAUAAAACACAUUCUUCGUUACGUGAAGGAAACGUCGAGCUAUGGGAUUAAAUUAAGAAGAGGACGACAAGUUGAAGAUUUCGUUGGUUUUACUAACAGUGACCUAGCUGGUGUUGUUGCUUUAUCUUCAUGUAAAGCAGAGUUUAUGAUAGUUACUAUAGCGUCGUGUCAAGGACUUUGA
Impatiens glandulifera is the source of this 387-nucleotide messenger RNA. RefSeq lists its product as uncharacterized. The transcript has a single exon. The record is from RefSeq and is a predicted model, not a curated record. The coding region runs from base 1 to 387 and encodes 128 amino acids. Lineage: Eukaryota; Viridiplantae; Streptophyta; Magnoliopsida; Ericales; Balsaminaceae.